Messenger RNA from Dioszegia hungarica, 732 nucleotides. RefSeq lists its product as uncharacterized. Lineage: Eukaryota; Fungi; Basidiomycota; Tremellomycetes; Tremellales; Bulleribasidiaceae. The coding region runs from base 1 to 732 and encodes 243 amino acids. The record is from RefSeq and is a predicted model, not a curated record. The transcript has 3 exons.
AUGUCCCACAGUGGUAUCUACUUCGCGCGUCGUCCGAACAAGGAGGGCGAGGACUGUACGAGGGCCAUCAAAGUCACCGAUGGUGAGCCUCACAUCAUGAGCAAUGACGAGAUGCGGGACACACUGUGGCACCACUACGGCAUGGAUCGCGCGAAACCCACUCUCGAGUACGAGAACGUGGAUCAUCUCAAGGACGUCGAUCCGGUCAAGUACGCCACAGCCGUCGGCGAAGAUCAUCACUUUCUUCGCUUGGGUCAUACGGGCGUCACACUGAACUUCCGGGUCGCACGUUUCGAGAACGGGGACAAGGAGCUGAGCGCUGUGGCAAUGAAGGGGUUUACGCUUUUGGAUGAUACGGACGAGCUCGCUACACAUCUCUGGCUGGAGAUUGGCGAUCUUGAUGCGGGUUUCCCACGAGAUGAGUUCCUCUUUGAUCGGGAUCCCACCGCGAUGUCAGCUGCACCGGGUGGUUCAGACUCAAGCGCGCCCGCCGAGCCGUUGUGCCCGACUCAAGCAUUUGUUGAGCAGCUCAGCAAGAAGGUCGCUCAGCUCAUGCUCGACGAGGGCGUCAGCAAAGGGGAUGACGGGGAGCAAGGGUCAACUUCGGGGUCAGCCACGCCGAGUGAUCCAGAUACCGACGGCCCCGACAAGUCGUUGCAGAAUGCCGGACACUUUGCUGAGGAUAUUCGCAAGAUGCUCGCUGAACUCCAGCUCCGCGAGGAAGCUCAGUGA